CAGCUGACUCAGCAGGCUCCCCGUUAAUAAACCAGAGGCUUCACUACAAGAUGACCCACAGGGACAGCACAGGACUUGUCAUCGGGCUGAAACUUGUGACUCUUCUGUUUACCCUAAGUCCGGAACUUCUGUUCCUGGGAGCUGGAUUGAAGCUGAGGGAGAAUGGCUAUGAUGGAUUGCUUGUUGCCAUCAAUCCCCGGGUACCCGAGGAUCUGAAGCUGAUUACAAACAUUAAGGAAAUGAUAACUGAAGCUUCCUUUUACCUGUUCAAUGCGACCAAGAGAAGGGUGUUUUUCAGAAAUAUACAGAUUUUAGUACCUGCCACUUGGACGGCUCAUAAUUACAGUAGAGUAAGACAAGAAUCCUAUGACAAGGCAAAUGUCAUAGUGGCUGAGCAGAGUGAGGAGCACGGAGAUGAUCCCUACACCCUGCAGCACAGAGGGUGUGGGCAAGAGGGGAAAUACAUCCACUUCACCCCCAGCUUCCUACUCAACGAUGAGUUAGCCGCAGGAUAUGGCGCUCGAGGCAGAGUGUUUGUCCACGAGUGGGCCCAUCUCCGCUGGGGUGUGUUUGAUGAAUAUAACAACGACAAACCGUUCUACGUCAAUGGACGGAAUGAGAUUCAAGUCACCAGGUGUUCAUCUGACAUCACAGGCGUUUUUGUGUGUGAAAAGGGCCUUUGCCCCCAUGAAGACUGCAUUAUUAGCAAACUUUUUAGGGAAGGAUGCACAUUCCUCUACAACAGCACCCAGAAUGCAACUGGAUCAAUAAUGUUCAUGCAAAGUUUACCUUCUGUGGUGGAAUUCUGUAACGAAAGUACACACAACCAAGAAGCCCCGAACCUCCAGAACCAAGUGUGCAGCCUCAGAAGCACUUGGGAUGUGAUCACAGCCUCCUCCGACCUGAACCAUAGCCUCCCCAUGCAUGGGGUUGGACUUCCAGCCCCUCCCACGUUCUCCCUCUUGCAGGCUGGUGACCGAGUGGUCUGCUUAGUGAUUGAUGUGUCCAGGAAGAUGGCAGAGAGAGACAGACUCCUCCGACUACAGCAAGCAGCCGAACUGUACUUGAUGCAGGUUGUCGAAGCUCACACUUUCGUGGGCAUUGUCACUUUUGAUAGCAAAGGAGAAAUCCGAGCCCCACUGCAGCAAAUUAACAGUGACGAUGACCGGAAGCUGCUGGUUUCGUACCUGCCGACUGCCUUGACCACUGACGCAGAAACGAACGUCUGUGCAGGGGUUAAGAAAGGCUUUGAGGUGGUUGAGGAGAGGAAUGGUAGAGCCGAUGGCUCUGUGAUGAUAUUAGUGACCAGUGGAGCUGAUGAACACGUCACCAACUGCCUGCCUACCACGAUGAGUAGUGGAUCCACCAUUCACUCCAUGGUCCUGGGUUCCUCUGCAGCCAGGAAAGUGGGGGAAUUAUCACGUGUUACGGGAGGUUUAAAGUUCUUCAUUCCAGAUAAAUUUACUUCUAACGGAAUGACUGAAGCUUUCGUUCGAAUCUCUUCUGGAACAGGAGACAUUUUCCAGCAAAGCUUACAGCUUGAGAGUGUGUGCGAAACUGUGCAACCUCAGCACCAGCUGGCGAAUACUGUGACUGUGGAUAGCGCCGUGGGCAAUGACACACUUUUUCUAGUCAUGUGGCAGACUGGUGGUCUCCCUGAGAUUGCAUUAUUGGAUCCUAGCGGAAGAAAAUAUAACACUGGUGACUUUAUCAUCAACCUGGCCUUUCGGACUGCCAGUCUUAAAAUUCCAGGGACUGCCGAGCAUGGGCGCUGGUUUUACACGCUGAACAACACCCACCAUUCUCCCCAAGCUCUGAAAGUGACAGUGGCCUCCCGUGCCUCCAGCCUGGCCAUGUCUCCAGCCACUGUGGAAGUCUUUGUGGAAAGAGACAGCACCUAUUUUCCUCAGCCAGUGAUCAUUUAUGCAAAUGUGAGGAAGGGUCUGCAUCCCAUUCGCAAUGCCACGGUGGUGGCGACCAUUGAAUCGGAGGCUGGGGAUCCCGUUGUGCUGCAACUUUUGGAUGAAGGAGGAGGUGCAGAUGUUAUAAGAAAUGAUGGGAUUUACUCCAGGUACUUUUCCUCCUUUGCUGUAAGUGGUAGCUAUAGCCUGACAGUGCGCGUCCGUCACUCUCCCAGCACAAGCACACUAGUCCACCCUGUCCCAGGAAACCAUGCUAUGUAUGUACCAGGUUACAUAACAAACGAUAAUAUUCAAAUGAAUGCUCCCAAAAAAUCGGGCCACAGACCUGUGAAGGAGAGGUGGGGCUUCAGUCGAGUGAGCUCUGGAGGCUCCUUCUCAGUGCUGGGAGUCCCAGAGGGACCCCACCCUGACAUGUCUCCACCAUGCAAAAUUACUGACCUGGAAGCCAUGAAAGUGGAAGACCAUGUGAUCCUCUCUUGGACAGCACCUGGGGAAGACUUCGAUCAGGGGCAAACUACAAGCUAUGAAAUAAGAGUGAGCAAAAGCCUACGGAGCAUUCGGGAUGACUUUGACAACGCCGUCUUGGUGAACUCGUCAGAGCUAGUUCCCCAGCCUGCUGGCACCAGGGAGACAUUUACAUUCUCACCCAAGCUUGUCGCCCAUGAACUUGAACGUGAACUCGAUGAAGAUGCACAAGAAACCUACAUAGUGUAUGUGGCCCUGAGAGCCGUGGAUAGAAGUUCCCUCAGGUCAGCUGUGUCAAACAUUGCCCUGGUAUCAAUGUCUCUCCCCCCAAACCCUGCUCCUGUAGUGAGCAGAGAUGAUCUGAUCCUGAAAGGAGUUUUAACAACAGUAGGAUUGAUAGCAGUCCUUUGCCUUAUUAUGGUUGUAGCACACUGUACUUUAAACAGGAAAAAGAGACCAUCAAGAAAAGAGAACGAGACAAAAUUCCUAUGAACAAACAGACACAGUAUCUUCCUUUUUAGAUAGGAUGAACAUGGCCUUUACAGCCACAAAAUAAAAUGUCCACAAAAUCAAAUUAGCAUCGACAUCGGGACUUUUACAUAGUG
This is a messenger RNA of Mus pahari (shrew mouse), 2992 nucleotides long. It is a transcript of the gene Clca2, whose product is annotated as chloride channel accessory 2. The record is from RefSeq and is a predicted model, not a curated record. Lineage: Eukaryota; Metazoa; Chordata; Mammalia; Rodentia; Muridae. The transcript has 14 exons. Gene Ontology annotation, biological process: chloride transport. Gene Ontology annotation, molecular function: intracellularly calcium-gated chloride channel activity. Bases 51 to 2879 code for a protein of 942 amino acids.